CAUUUUUACAGAUUCAAAUAAAUCAUUUCAUUUCAUAACUGUGUGCCUAGGGCCGCGACACAUGUCUCCCUGUACAUGGGUAUGCAAUAGGUGUGGAGGCCGAACGCACACGAAUUGGUUCAGGGGGAACGAUGACUGUUGAAGAGGUCGCGUGGUAGAAAAAAUCUUGAGGGUGUGAGUUACGCGAGAAUAAACCUUGUGACAUACUGAAUUCCACACGGGCGAAACCGCGGGCACAGCUAGUUUGUAAAUAAAUUUGUUUUUCUCUGAUGCGGUUUCAGCCAAUCCAACGUUAUUUUGAAAACCGUUAAAUUUGGGUAAAACAUUUACCUCGAUAAGCUUUUCUUUAUAACGCGGUGGUGUUCAUUUAUUAAAUACAGUGUUGCGGUGCGUUUGAGUGUCAACAUCGAAAAUGGUGACCAAAUUAUUUUUUCUAUAUUCACUAUAUUUCUUUCAAAGCUCUGAAUCAUGUGUAUGUAAACAUGAUGUUAGAAAGAAACUUGUAAUCGACCACGAUGGUGGAGCAGACGAUGGCAUGGCUAUAUUCAUGGCUGUGUUGUAUGAAAGAUAUUUUAACGGUCCAGACGUAGUUGCUUUAACGACAACUUACGGGAAUGUGGACGAGAAACAAUCGUUUGAAAACACGCAGAGAAUAUUAGACAUUGCUAACAGGAGAGAUAUUCCAAUAUACAGAGGAAGUCAUCGAUCUCUGGUGAUUGAUUUAGAAACUGACAAUUUCUUCGGAAUAGACGGAUUGGGUGACAAUGAUACUGUAAACUACGAACCCAUUCCAGCGCAGAGGAUGCAUGCGGUCCAGGGUCUUAUUGAACUCUCCAAGAAAUAUAAAGACAAACUCGUAGUAAUGACUGUAGGUCCAUUGACUAACGUGGCGUUGGCUAUACGACUGGAUCCCGGGUUCCUGGGCAGAAUAUCACAACUGUAUAUUGGUGCAGGCCGCAUUUAUGAUAUAAAGAAUCCAGAGCCAGAGUUCAAUGCUGAGAUGGAUGUAGAAGCGUACCGUGUAGUAGCAGAUGCUGCGACUGACGAUAAAGUGACUGUCAUUACGCUUGGUAUUGUUGAAUCCUCCCUUGAUAUUAGCAGGAAUUGGCGUGUAAAUGUAUUAGGAGCUAUACCGACAGCAAUAAUGAAAGCUCAAAACGUCUUUGAAAGAGUAUCGAUAAAAAGCAGCGAUCGAUGGACGUUACUAGACCCGGCUGUUGCAGCAGUCGUUUUAGACAAAGAAAUCGUUGAGGAAGAAAUAACAUCUAAACAUAACAUUAUUGUACAUGAACCACGAAGAGGUGUGAACACCGACGAUUUUGAAUCGAAAGAGCCAAACGUAAAAUUGACUUAUAAAUUGGAUUUAGACUACUAUCGGGAUCUAUUGUUGAAAAUAUUUACAGCAGAACUAAAAUAAUAUAUGAUUGAAGGACUGAUCCUGCUCAAAAAAUAUUUAUUUAUUUAUUAAACGCCUUGGAACUGCCUGUUUUUUAGUUUCUGUGUUUUGUAUAUCUGGUAAAUUAUUGAAAUCGUAAUACUAGUAACAACACAAAAUACAUUUAGCUUCAAAUAUACAGUUAUCACUAAAUCUAUUAAAGCGGCAAGAAUCAUUAAUUUGUAUUGUAGUAACAUGACGAGACGACAAUGAACUAAAUUCAUAUUACUCACGCGUUCUCAAAUAAUGAAUAAUUUUACAUUCCGCAUCC
Manduca sexta (tobacco hornworm) is the source of this 1706-nucleotide messenger RNA. RefSeq names its product probable uridine nucleosidase 2. Gene Ontology annotation, molecular function: hydrolase activity, hydrolyzing N-glycosyl compounds. Bases 413 to 1417 code for a protein of 334 amino acids. The record is from RefSeq and is a predicted model, not a curated record. Lineage: Eukaryota; Metazoa; Arthropoda; Insecta; Lepidoptera; Sphingidae. The transcript is spliced from 8 exons.